AUGAAGUUUUCCUACGCAAUUACCACCAUGGCAAUGUCCUUGUCAUUUGUGUCCAGCAAUGGCUUUGUUGUUUUGCCACAACAACCCUCCACUUCCACUGCUGUUGCUUCGAUGGUCACCACAGCGGCUCAUGUCCGUCGUGCCCACAGUUACGAAGAAUCCCCGUCGACCGUGUUUGAUCGCAUGGACAAAGAUGGCAAUGGCAAAGUCGACGCGCAAGAAAUGAGAGACUAUCUGGUGGACACGGGUGUCUGUACCGAUGCCGUGGCCAAGUCCAUCUUUUCUCGGUUGUCUCGCCAUGGUCAUGUCGAUGUGAAGCAAUUGGAAUGCGCCAUGACGCAACACAACUUGCUGCGACAGCAGCAACCACCCGCACAAGUGACAUUUCCUAUUCAGACCAAGACCGUCGUCAAGAAUAAUAAUAAUAACAACAAGCGACGCAACAACAAAACAGACAAGAUCAAGAUGUACCAUCAACAAGCCAAACAGUUCUUUGAAGCCCUCGAUGUCAACCGAGAUGGAUUCAUCUCGCUCCAAGAACUGCAGCAACACUUUAUCGUCAAGCGAAUGGAACUGGUCGCACAAAAGUCCAGUGGCUUGUUCGCCGACAAUGCCAAGAAGCACAAGUCUGUCAAGAGACCCGAUCUCUUGUUGGCGGAAUACUCCGAAGCGGCUCUUCAGAAACUGUUUCAAACGAUUGAUAUGAAUGCCGAUGGACGCAUCUCACUUCAAGACUUACGGGAAGCCUUUGUCCGGUAUCCUUCGGUGCGUCAUGCGUUUCAAUCAUAAGAUAGAUAGAUAGAUAGAUAGAUAGAUACAUUGUGCAGGUAGGAAAAAGAAGAUCCACACAAACAGACGAAAAUGGCGCACUCGGCGACGACGACAAGGCAACCGGGCAGAAGAAUCACAGGUUCAAGCACACCAAAAGAAAGACGGGCGAAGAAGCAGCCGGUCUCCAGAGGACCUGCCCAUUAGCUCUAUGAACAUCAAACAAAACACACACAAGAGGAAUGGGCUCAAGUUGGCAUGGACUAGGAACGCAACCCUGCGUACUGUACCUGUGGCUUCAUGUAUGUCAUUGAUAAUCAAAUAAGAACUAGAGAAUAGCUCAGGUUUGGAACAUCUAUGUUUACUUGUACACUCUAGCUAGCUAGCGGCAGCGGUAGCCUCAAAAGGCUGCUGGGAAGAUCAGACCAAGCUCGAAGACCAGUAUGUGUCUCCGAUUGCAGUCGAAAACCCGGAGGUACUCCAAGGAAGACCAACCGCCCGAUUGCUUGCUGGCUACGCUGUAGUUAGCGCCAGAUGUCGCGUACAGGUACGGUGCAAAAACGUUCCGAAGCAACGAAUUCUCCAGGGUAGGCCGAUUCAGAGUUCCUUGCGCUUGAGUAGGUCGCAGACGACGAGCAGUCCUUGGACAGAGGGAAAACUUAGCCACCACGGCGACGAAUGAAAAGGCAUGCUGGAGUUGACACUACCGGUAUGGUGCACACCAGCCCGAAGGAGCUGGAACCAUCGAAGGAGGCAGCUGGAACCAUCAUGGUAGCCUAGCCUAGCUAGCCAACGAUGUCAGCGGGUGCUGUGGGUGUUUACGUGUGCCAGACUGAAGGCAUGGUUCGAUUCGAUUCAAUCGCUCGUACUACCGUAUGGACCGCUCAACAAAACGAAAGAAGGAAUUCCCUGCAUGAAAAGGCACUGCUAGUCUACUCGAGACCAAUGUUGCUGCUCGAGCGAUCGACGAGCACUGGGAGCUCGAGAAUUAACAAGAUUGCGUCGGCUCGGAGCGGUUGGCUACUGGUACAAGGAGCUGCAAACACUGGUCCCGUAGCAUACCAGUACGGUCGAAACAAUAGUUCGGAGAUGAAGGAGCUACGAUGGCAGCAACGACCGGCUCCCAACUCCAACGACGGCAACAACUGCUUUGCUAUGAUACCGUUGUGCGUACCGUACCAAAACCGUACCGUACCGGUACCGGUACCUCGUCUUCACAAGCUGGUCAGCCCAAGCCAAAUCGACGACCUACUAGUACGUCAUUUUGCCUUUAUUGGCUUGGUGAGAAGAGUCUGUCUGGCUACCCUACCGGGCUCGAUGUUGCCGAACCCUUGAUGCAUCGUUGUUCCUCCUAGCUAGCCAUCGCGUCACAGCGCCAUCCGUAUCCCAUUCACACUUCCGGUUCAUAUCUUUUUGUUUCGGUACUCUUUCGCCACAGUCCUCUCUGCAGCAAAAGAUCCACCAUCGCUUGGGCAGGGACCAUCAAACAAUCAAACCUGCCCCAUUGUUCCGUUUGAAGAUGGGGGAACCACAAAAGGAAGUACCAGCUCCUACAGGCACCCCACAAUUUGCUACCACAGCUCUACAGGAGAACCCAAAUUCCUGCUCCGCCCCAAACUAGUUGAAUGGAUUGUGCUCCGUCGAGAGUUCAUUCAUUUCUUUUCUCACAAUCCGACAACCUGGAAAAAGAGAAAGGGCUUGCCUCCUCCCUCUGCCGGCAGGCAAGGCAGGAAAUCACGACCAUGGCGUUCCCUUUUUGACCCGGCGCCGGUCUCGAAGCACAGACCAUGGCGUUCUGGUUCCGUUCUUGAAGAAGUCCUCACCAUGAUGAAGAGUCGCUCGGGAGUGUCUCGUUGCGUUGGAACCAUUGUCAAACCAACGCUUGGAGCCACUUUUCACGCUUCUCCUCGCCAUCGGAGCAUCUUCGUGAUCAGACAACGCAAGAUCAGCGACCCUCAAGAACAAGUCUAACAAGUCGACCACGCGCUUCCUUGACCGACACCGAACUCGAAGGUGCUGCCCCAUGAUGAAGAGUCGCUCGGGAGUGUCUCAUUGCGUUGGAACCAUUGCCAAACCAACGCUUUGAGCCAGUCCUCGGUCGAUUCCUCGUCAUCGGUCGCCAGGAAAUCACCGACCAUGGCGCUUCCUUGACCGCCGCCGAACUCGAAGCCAGCCAUGGCGCCGCAUUUGACUGACGCCGUCUCACGAUGAAGAAUCGCUCCCGACUGUCUCUUCGCGUUGGAACCAUUGCCAAACCAAUGCUUGGAGCCAAUCGUUACGCUGUGCUUCGUCGUUGGACUUCCGUCAUCGACAACCCAAGAUCAGCGACCCUCAAGUCUUGAACAAGUCUUCCAAGUCGACCAUGGCGCUUUGUGUACUCCCGUCCCCUGCUGAUCGCUUUGACUGGUUCUUUGUGUUGGAAUGAUAUCCACCACCAACGCUUCGAGCCACCUUC
Molecule: messenger RNA, 3223 nt
Organism: Seminavis robusta
Lineage: Eukaryota; Bacillariophyta; Bacillariophyceae; Naviculales; Naviculaceae
Source: the annotation of a GenBank genome assembly